Molecule: messenger RNA, 390 nt
Organism: Macrobrachium nipponense
Lineage: Eukaryota; Metazoa; Arthropoda; Malacostraca; Decapoda; Palaemonidae
Product: dynactin subunit 1-like
Biological process (GO): nuclear migration; cytoplasmic microtubule organization; establishment of mitotic spindle orientation
Cellular component (GO): microtubule associated complex; nucleus; axon
Molecular function (GO): microtubule plus-end binding
Source: RefSeq, a predicted model, not a curated record
UGGUAUUUCUGGAAUCGCAGCUGGUGUACUUUAUGAUGCUUAUAAAGUUGUUAAGUAAAAUGUAUAAUGAAUUGAAGAUAAUUAUAUAAUACGUAGUUGACGCUGUAGGACGAUAGGCAGACACGGGCUAUUGCCUUCGGCAGUUUUGUUUUGACAGUUCAGUUGUAGGCGUAAAAAAAAGAAAAAUUUUCGGGUCACAUUACGAGACGCCCAUCCCCAAUUUGGGGGUAGCCCACAUCCAUUGCAUUAAUGACGGCUUUAUAGUAAGGUUAGGCUUAUGGGCAAAUGAUGUCCGACAUCGUCCUCAAGAUAGCCAGCAUACAGUAUAUGGUUGCACCAUGGCAGAAAAGCCUCUCAAGAUUGGUCAGCGUGCUGAAGUGAUUGGAAAAG